ACGGGUGAAUUUACAUGACAUAUUGUUGUUGUUUGAUUAUUUUCGAAGUUAGAGGAGGGAAAAGAGAAAUUUAUUUUCUAUUUCAGAUAUUUUUUUCAAGUGGUGGAACCUGAAGAGACUAAUGUUUCGAAUUAAUCGAGACCUCUGUUGCUUUUCGACGUCCGGGAAGUACUUCGCUACUGCACAUCAACAGGAGUUAAUUGUUAGGGAUUGUAGAACAUUGGAAAGUGUUCAAACAUUCUCUUUUCAGGAUGUUAUUGAAUAUUUGGACUGGUCUCCUGGAGGGCAACUGAUCCUCUGUGCUAAUAUCAAGAAAGGAGUCAUUCAAGUUUACUCGAUCAAACAUCCAAAAUGGAAAUGUAAACUGACACAAGGAAGUUGUGGGAUGGAAAGGGCCUUUUGGGGCCCUGACGAUCGUUCGAUCUUGAGUAUUUCAGAUUUAAACAUUCAUUUAUCGAUUUGGACGUUGGAUGAUCAUAAUUUAACAAAUAUCUGGAGCUUGAAAUCCUCAGCCCCCCAGAGCAUCGCCCUGAACAUCCCCCAGAGGCAAUUGUCAGUUAUAGUAUCGAAAAAGGGAAGGGACUGGAUCGAAAUAUAUGAAACCAACACCUGGAAAUUAACAAGAAAAUUGAUGUGUGAUAAGCUAUUUGGAAUCGACGGAGUCUGCUGGUCUCCAAAUGGUGAAUUAUUAGCCAUUUGGUGUUCAACUAUUGAGAACUCUAGAUUACUGGUUUACUCGAGCGUGACAGAUUCCCAUAUUGGAGCAUUCAGUGGCGGAGACCGGGAGAAAAAUGGACCGACGAAUGGAAUUACGAAAUCCUUACAGGAAAAAAAUAUAAAGGGUAUAGAUAAAGUGGUCUGGAGCCCUGAAGGACAGUUACUAGCUAUCGUUGGAUAUAAUGAGAUGAUUGUAGUCGUAAAUUAUGUCACCUGGACGGCAAUUGUAUCAUUAUAUUGUGAUCCGGUCAUACGAGAGGGAAAUUAUCUUGGAAAAGUCUUUAAAGAAAUUGAGGUGAAGAGGAGAGACUGGGCGGCUCACAUUGAUUCUCUCUCACUCCCAGACCACCAUAUUAAACAUAAAAUGCAGGAAAUUAAUGAAAGACCUAUCAACAUCGAAAUUGAUAUCAAACCGAUAAAUUGGAACGUGACAAUCGCUGCAAUUGAUACUAUUGAGUUCAGUCCUUGUGGGAGAUUUUUAGCCAUUAGACAUCAACUGUAUCCAGCUACGGUAUGGAUCUGGGAUCUCAUGGAUGACUGUGUUGAUUAUCUGUUAUUAAAAAAUUCAGUUUCUGGAAUUUCCUGGGAACCGAUCAAAACUCGACUUCUGGUUUCUUCCGAAUCCUCUCUGAUUUUUGAAUGGAGGCCAAGGAAACCAGCCACGUCCUUCGAGUCUCCAAAAGCCAUGAAAGUAUUGAAUUUCAAAUGGAAUCCUCAAGGCGAAAUCGUCGCUCUACAAGGAUACAACAAAACCUCCGUAAUUCGCAUCGGUGAUUAAUAUUUAUUAUAAUUUAUCCUGUAAA
Messenger RNA from Fopius arisanus, 1520 nucleotides. Its product is annotated as WD repeat-containing protein WRAP73. NCBI's taxonomy places the organism in Eukaryota, Metazoa, Arthropoda, Insecta, Hymenoptera, Braconidae. Gene Ontology annotation, molecular function: protein binding. Bases 122 to 1495 code for a protein of 457 amino acids. The transcript is spliced from 7 exons. The record is from RefSeq and is a predicted model, not a curated record. Gene Ontology annotation, biological process: microtubule anchoring at mitotic spindle pole body. Gene Ontology annotation, cellular component: mitotic spindle; microtubule organizing center; MWP complex.